AAUCUCACUAUUUAUAGACUUGUUAUUCCUCAUCAAUAAAAAGUCUGUGACACUUUACCCUAACUAAUGGAGGACAAUAUUGAAUUUUCGAUUUCUACUUUGAAAGUUGAUUUGGGAUGCACAAAGGGUUGUCCCACGGAUGUGACCAACAUGUUGCAACAACUGAAAGGAGUGAAAUCUAUAUCCAUUGAUCCAAAUCAAGGGAAUGUAACAGUUGUUGGUAAUGUAAAUCCUAUGAUGCUAAUCAAAAUUCUUCAAAAGAUGGGUAAAAAGGCACAACUUUGGUCUUUUGACAAAAAACCAAAGAAAAAGAGUGUUGGUUCUCAUCACAGACAGAAACAUCAUUCUCACUGUUGUCAUGAGAGUAGUAACAUCGAGGAUGAGUCUGAAACCGUUCAUUAUGAUCGUAUUAAACAUAGGACACAUCACUAUGAAAGGAGCAAGACAAAACAUGACCAAGAUAACAUGUUUGGUUUUGGUAAUCAACAUCAACAUGCACCACAAUCUCAACCACAGGUUAGUGGAUAUCAUCCACCAAUGUCAGGGCCCAACUACCAACAACAGUUCUCAGGAUAUAAUAACCAUCAUCCAACAAUGUCUUGGAACCAACCUCAACAUGUGACAUUUCCAAGGCCACCAUCAAUGUAUCCAAUAUCAAGGCCUCCCUAUGGUUACUAUGGACAAGGUCAUCCCUCAUGGCCCAAUUAUGGACAGGGUCAGCCUGCAUGGCCCACUAAUGAACAUUAUGGCUCAAGGUUGCCAGGAUACAAUCCCAUGAUCCACUACAACAGUUAUGCAGACAAUUAUCGCUAUACUAUGUAGAUUUAGAAUAAAUAUGUAGUUAUUACAUGUUUUACUAUGUUUUACCUUUAAGGCAUUUUUUUGAAUACUAGUUUUAUUUUAUAUUAUCCAGUUCUGUUACCAACGAUUUCAUUUGCUAAUGCUACUAAGCUACUUCUAAUAUAUACAACUAUAUUUUUCCCCCAUUUUUAGUGUACAUAAUUUCCAUUACAAUCAAUGUAUAUCAGUGGGGAAACAAAUUGUAUAAAUGAAUUUGAUACACUCAAGUAGGCGUGUCAGCGUAGUAUCAAAUAAAUU
Molecule: messenger RNA, 1098 nt
Organism: Cicer arietinum (chickpea)
Lineage: Eukaryota; Viridiplantae; Streptophyta; Magnoliopsida; Fabales; Fabaceae
Molecular function (GO): metal ion binding
Source: RefSeq, a predicted model, not a curated record